Colletotrichum aenigma is the source of this 1431-nucleotide messenger RNA. RefSeq names its product Protein transport protein SEC61 subunit alpha (gene sec-61). The record is from RefSeq and is a predicted model, not a curated record. Gene Ontology annotation, cellular component: membrane; Sec61 translocon complex. The transcript is spliced from 3 exons. Gene Ontology annotation, molecular function: ribosome binding; signal sequence receptor activity; transmembrane protein transporter activity. Lineage: Eukaryota; Fungi; Ascomycota; Sordariomycetes; Glomerellales; Glomerellaceae. Gene Ontology annotation, biological process: post-translational protein targeting to membrane, translocation; SRP-dependent cotranslational protein targeting to membrane, translocation. The coding region runs from base 1 to 1431 and encodes 476 amino acids.
AUGAGUUCUCUACGGUUCCUCGACCUGGUCAAGCCGUUCGUGCCGUUCCUCCCCGAGGUUCAGCAGCCGGAGACCAAGGUCCCCUUCAACCAGAAGCUGAUGUGGACGGCCCUCACCCUCCUCAUCUUCCUGGUCAUGAGCCAGAUGCCCUUGUACGGCAUUGUCUCUUCCGACAACUCGGAUCCCCUAUACUGGCUGCGUAUGGUCAUGGCGAGUAACCGUGGAACCCUGAUGGAGCUGGGUAUCACUCCCAUCAUCUCCUCCGGCAUGGUCUUCCAGCUCCUUGCCGGCACCCACAUGAUCGACGUCAACCUCGACCUCAAGAGCGACCGCGAGCUCUACCAGACCGCCCAGAAGCUCUUCGCCUUCAUCCUCUCUGCCGGUACCGCCACUGUCUACGUCUUCACCGGUCUCUACGGCCGCCCCUCUGACCUCGGCGCCGGUAUCGUCUUCCUGCUCAUCCUCCAGCUCUUCGUCGCUGGCAUGAUCGUCAUUCUCCUCGACGAGCUUCUGCAGAAGGGAUACGGCCUUGGCUCUGGUAUCUCCCUGUUCAUCGCCACCAACAUCUGCGAGUCCAUCAUGUGGAAGGCCUUCUCCCCCACCACCAUCAACACCGGCCGUGGCCCUGAGUUCGAGGGUGCCGUCAUUGCCCUCUUCCACCUUCUCCUCACCUGGCCCAACAAGCAGCGCGCUCUCCAGGAGGCCUUCUACCGCCAGAACCUCCCCAAUAUCAUGAACCUCCUGGCCACCAUUGCCGUCUUCGCCGCCGUCAUCUACCUCCAGGGUUUCCGCGUCGAGAUCCCCGUCAAGUCCUCCCGCCAGCGUGGUGCCCGCGGCUCUUACCCUGUCCGCCUGUUCUACACCUCGAACAUGCCCAUCAUGCUGCAGUCCGCUCUGUCCUCCAACAUCUUCCUCAUCAGCCAGAUGCUGUACUCCCGCUUCUCCGACAACCUCCUCGUCCGCCUCUUCGGUGUCUGGGAGGCCAAGGACGGCUCCGCUCAGCUUUCCGCCAUCUCCGGUCUGGCCUACUACAUGUCUCCUCCCUUGAACUUCAAGGACGCUCUCCUCGACCCCAUCCACACUGUCGUCUACAUCGUCUACAUGCUCGGUGCCUGCGCUAUCUUCUCCAAGACCUGGAUUGAGGUUUCUGGCUCCAGCCCCCGCGAUGUCGCCAAGCAGCUCAAGGACCAGGGUCUCGUCAUGGCCGGUCACCGUGACCAGUCCAUGUACAAGGAGCUCAAGCGCAUCAUUCCCACUGCCGCCGCCUUUGGUGGUGCUUGCAUCGGUGCUCUCUCCGUUGCCAGCGACCUCAUGGGUGCCCUCGGCUCCGGCACCGGUACCCUUCUGGCUGUCACCAUCAUUUACGGCUACUUCGAGAUUGCUGCUAAGGAGGGUGACCUGGCCGGUAUGAAGGGCAUGAUUAUGGGAUAA